This is a messenger RNA of Haplochromis burtoni (Burton's mouthbrooder), 6003 nucleotides long. Its product is annotated as G-protein coupled receptor 26. The record is from RefSeq and is a predicted model, not a curated record. Gene Ontology annotation, molecular function: G protein-coupled receptor activity. The transcript is spliced from 3 exons. Gene Ontology annotation, biological process: adenylate cyclase-activating G protein-coupled receptor signaling pathway. The coding region runs from base 1061 to 2071 and encodes 336 amino acids. Gene Ontology annotation, cellular component: membrane. Lineage: Eukaryota; Metazoa; Chordata; Actinopteri; Cichliformes; Cichlidae.
CAGUGGCUCACGUGCCACAGCACACUCCGCUGAAUCCCACGCUUCAGAGGAAAAAUUCUCCCCACACUGAAGUCCAGAGGGGCAGCAGAGUGUGGGGGUGUUAUCCAGCUUUCAGGGAAAUAGAGGAUUUUGCUCUUUAUCAAUGUGAUGAUGCAGACUUAAUUAGUAAAGAUGAAGAAGCAGUACUGCUGGCAAUCGUGAUUUGGAAGAAUGAGAUCAGAAUCAGGCACGAGAACUCAUGUUAAUCUCUGUUUUAUUAAUGAGUUUGACAGGUUUAAGGAUUUUAGGUGAUUUGGUGAAAUGUCAGAUUCGUGCCUCUUAAUUGUGUACCUUAUAUGCUCUUUAGUGUAGUAUUUAUAUUCUUCUUUCACCUUGAUUAUGCUGUCUAUCUUGUAUUUAUUGUCAAGAUAAUUCCAACUCCCUUUUUACAAAAGUCCUGAAGGAGAGUUUAAAAUGGAAAAAAGCCGUUUUGCGAGUUUAACAUUUACAAUAGUCCAAAAUAAUAAUAUUUUUUUAAUUUUGAAAAAAACAAACAAACAAAACAAGCACGCUUAUUUUGACCAUAUCUGCCAUUUUCCGUUAAAUGAGCUUAAUAAUUUCUCAUUUUAGCUGUAACUAAUGCUGUUUUUUUCUCUUACUUUUACCCAGAAGAGGAGAGAGGAGAGAGAUCAAGUAGCCCACACACUGUGCAGUGUGUGCGGAGGGGUGAUGCCUCGGGAGCGCAUCACAGGACACAAAACCCCACUGCAAGACGCAGUGCCAGAAGAGAGCAGCUUUGGCAAGAGAGCUUGUUUUCUGUAGAUUAGAGUGGGGAGAAAGAAGGAAGUUUAGUCCGUUAAAAAACUAACAAACAUAGGUUUUCUAUCAUGUCGGAAUCCUCCUGAAUAUCUUUGCCGAAGAAGAAACAAUGUAGUUGAAAGAAAAGGGAAUCUCCACCGGUGAAGAGAUCCGGGGAUGCAUGGACACGGUUACGGGUGAUUAGUGUAAUUUUGCAGCUGCAAAAUAAAGACUGGAUAUGCGCAGAAAAACUGGAGAGAAGUGAGUUUCGGGUGUCCACAGGAUGGACACUGUGGAGGUAAUUCUCUCGGUGCUGGUGGUUGUGAUUAUUAUAGUGUCGCUGCUGUCCAACGUCCUGGUGCUGAUUUGCUUUUUGUAUAACCCGGAGAUCCGCAAGCAAGUCCCCGGUCUGUUCAACCUCAACCUCACCUUCUGCAACUUGUUGCUCACCGUCUCCAACAUGCCGCUCACUUUGGUAGGACUUGUCAGUAAAGCUCAACCGGGGGGAGAUGGCUUCUGCCAGAUCGUGGGCUUCUUGGAGACUUUUCUGUCCACGAACUCGAUGCUGAGCAUGGCAGCUCUGAGCAUCGACAGGUGGAUCGCGGUGGUGUUCCCCCUGAGGUACCACUCCAAAAUGCGCCACAAAGACGCGGCUUUUGUGCUCGCGUACACGUGGGCGCACUCCAUGUCCUUCUCCACGGUGGCCGCCUGUCUCUCCUGGGUUGGAUACCACCGGCUUUACGCAUCCUGCACCCUGUCCAACCCCAGAGCGAGCAAUCGGACACAGUUUGUCGUCUUCACCAUCUUUUUCCACUCUUUCACCUUUCUUCUAUCUUUCAUAGUAUUAUGUGUCACAUACCUCAAAGUACUUAAAGUAGCAAGGUUUCACUGUAAGAGGAUCGACGUUAUUACAAUGCAAACUUUGGUGCUUCUAGUGGAUAUACACCCCAGUGUCCGUCAGCGUUGUCUGGAGGAGCAGAAGAGACGACGACAGAGAGCAACAAGGAAGAUCAGCACCUUUAUCGGCACCUUCAUGCUCUGCUUCGCUCCCUAUGUGAUCACGAGGAUCGUGGAGUUAUUUCCAGCGGUGCCUAUCAACCCUCACUGGGGAAUUGUCUCCAAGUGCUUAGCUUACAGCAAGGCAGCUUGCGACCCAUUUGUGUACUCCCUCCUCCGACACCAGUACAAGAAGACAUGCACUGACAUCAUCAACAAGCUGCUGAAGCGCAGCUCCUUGAACGCGUCCGGACGCCAGCACGAGAGCCAGGUGAACAGCAUACCCACCGUGGAGUGACCGGCAUUGCCCCGAUGGGAAGGUUAACCCGACAACUGUCAGGGAAAAAAGAACCUAGUUUAGCGUCGAUGAAGAAGUGGAAUAAAUUUUGGUAGUUCCUGUCCAUGUCUGCUUGAAUUUGGUCCACAAAAAAAGGAAAGAAAACAGAACAGACAAGGUCAACUCCCUGUACAGGAAUACCACUGCGCUUUCAUACCGAGUGCCCAGAACAGCAAAUCAGUGCAGUGAACUUGCUGUGAGGACAACAAAGAGCAGCAGAUUCCAUGUCCACCUGGAGAGACAGAUGUGCUUACCCAGGAUGAAUGGCCACCUAAAAGCUUUAUUAUUUUAGGGUAGCUUACAGUCAGAUAUGAGAUACAGUUUAUUAUAUACAGAUUUUGCAGUGUGUCUGUUUGUUUUGACAUAACUGUAAUAUUCAUUUUAUCUUACAAAAAAGGGGGGAGGGUGGGCUGUAUGUCUGUUUUAGUUUGUGCAAAGUGUUUGCAGUAAUUUAUACAUUAAUUCUGUAUGUAGCACUGAAGACUAGUCUAACCAAAACUUGACAAAGUAGAAGAACAAGUUCCCAAAUUGUAUUGUAGAUGAAAACAUACAGCAGACUGUGCACACUGCACAGGAUGGCUCAGGUAUAGCCCAGUCCGAAUUAAGCAAAUUCUUUGGGUAUUUUUAUUUUUCAAUACAUUAUCUGGCUGUAUUAGCACCACUGGACGUAAAUAUGUUUUGUUUUAUGUGUACUGGCAUCGUUUAUGCUUUAGCACCCAUUUUAAGGACUUACUUUUCUGUCCAAGCAGAGUUUUAGCAGAAAGAAAAAACCUUCAAACCGACUGCCUUUGCUGUCAUGACUGACAUGUGGCCCUCAGGUUGUUAAGUCAAGUGAAGCAUGAUCAACUGUAUUUGCCUGGGUUUGUACUCACAGUCACAAGUGACCCGUAGAGACUGCUCGAUGCUUUUUCACACAUACAGGAAGGAAAAUGCACGGGACAUGUCUUUUGGCAAAAAGAUGAGCUGAUUUAAUAGAGAUGACAGCCACGGACACGAGAAAAUAGUAGAGCAAAGCACCUCUGGAUGCAGAAAUAAUCAGUUUGAAUGGGUGAAGUAAAAAAAGAAAUAUCUCUGAACAGCUAAGGCCAACUAAAUGUGCAAUGGUAAUAGUUGAGAGCACCUUUACCACAUAAUAUUAUUAAAAUCAGUCUGAAUUACUGAAUAUGCUCAAAACAAGGUAAGAUAAUCCUAGCUAAGCUAAAAUAGGAUUAAUAACUUGGACCGCAAAACUAAAUGAUCCUAGUCCGUGAUUCCUAUUAGUCUUUUUUUUUUCUCAGAUAACCUGCAGCAGCAGGUUUUCCAACUACUUUGCCAGGAAGUCAGUGACAGGUAAGAGCUAAUAGUGAUAAUAGAUAAGUGGGCAGCUAAGCUACUAACGCAGAUAUUAGAUAUUGAUACUAAUGCAAGGACUAAUAGAAUGACUCAAUUGUAUUUAUAAAUAUAACAUAUUGUUGUCUUUGCUGAUAAAAAGGUUUUUCUUUUAAAUAAUCACCUGAAAGCAGUAGAAGGCAGAUGAAAAUCAUCCAGUGUCACUUAUAUUUGCAUAAAGCUUUGGCAAAUGAUGGUGGAAGGCACCAAGUAGAAAUAAUUAUGACCUUAUAAACUUUAUUUAAAGGAGACGUGCAACAAACAAGUCUCUAACAACACCAGGCUACCAGCUGGACCCUAACUUUAACCCACCUGUCCCACUAACCCUAAGUUAUUUCUUUUUUUUUUCUUGGUAAAGAGAUAAAAAAAAAUAGUUUUAAGCAAUUUAGAAUUAUUUUGUUGGUUUGGUCCAUUAAAUCGAAACAAAAACAUCCAAAGAUACUGUAUUUGAUUUUAUAGAAGACUUUUAUAGAAGACAAUAGAAAACCAGUUAUAUUUACUCGUUUACAGUACAUUUUAAUUUUUUUUGUCAUGUGGAAACAAAAUGCAUUAAACAGUACAUCUGACAGUGAGAUAGGGAGUGAAAAUGCAGUGCCAAAAUUACUGAUGAUGCCCAGUGAGCUAAAUAUAAGCAGAUGUAAUUAAUUUUCUAAAAGCAGAAAAGAAAACAAAAGAAGUGAAGGCUAUUUAUGUAGGGUGUAAGGAUUCAUAAUUUUACAAAGGAGAAACAGUUGUCUUGACUAUAUCAUGCAUUGUACGACGCUCCAAGACAGCUGAUGCCUUAAAUUCUAUAAUAUGUUAGUUUUAAGUUUUUCAGACAUAUAGAUAUCUAGAACUAUAUUACUGGAAUCAAUAAUUGCCUUAUUCACUUCUGUUCAUCAACGUUACUCGAAAUCUGCUUCCUUUUUGUUAUCCUCUAAUUCUGAUUUCCUGAAGUUCUCACUUGCCCACAUUAAAUGUUUCUCAUAAAUGAUGACUAAAACGAAACCUAAACCUAAAACAUGUCGACAUAUUUAGAUGAAAGGCAAUGUGAAAAGUAUUUUUGAGUCUUUUGAUAUAUGUAAAUGUAAUUUAUUGGGAUAAUUUAUUGUAUGUCUGAGUUUUACAGAAUGUGCUGCUACAAAUGCAAAUGAAAUUUAUCCUGUUGUGGAUCGGUGGCAAUGAGUGGAGUGUAAUAUACCUCAUUUUGUUUAUCAGUGACUGACCUGACUGCCUAAAGUGUUUUGUUAUGUACCUCCUGAUUUAUAAAACCAUGGCUCGAUGCUGCUGCUGCUGCUAAAGAUGGCUAAGAUGACAAACCCACGAUGUUGGCGGUAAUGGGAUGAAUGCUUUUUCCAUAAUAUUUUUUUUUUAAUGGAGAUUGUAAUUGUUAUGUUGGUAAAAAUGACAAAGAUGACUGUUUUAGAUUUUAACCAUGAUGAUUAAACUGAUGACAACUGUUGUUGAUGCGACAACAAAGAAACACUUACUCUCACACUCACACCAUCGUAACCCAGCUCACACUUGCACAUAUAACUUUAGUUCUAUUUGACAUAAUGGAUAAGAUGAAUCCAUAAAAAAUUGAAUAUUGUGAAAAAGUCAAAAUUUUUUGUGAUUUAAUUCAAAAAGGUAAAAUUCACACAGUGAAAUAAUUCAUGCCUUUUUGUUUUAAUGUAGCUUUUUAUGGUUUAUAACUCACGACAAUCAGAAACCCUGUAUCUGAAAUUACUAGAACAUUUCAUUUAGUGUUUUGAGUAUAUUGCUUUUCAGACAGUGUCUUAUUCGCUACAUGCAACCACAAUCACAGGAAAGACUGCAGACUUUGCAGUUGUUCAGAUGAAGGUCGUUAACACUCUCCACAAAGCACCGCAGAAGGUCACUGCUAAAAAGGCUGGCUGUUCGCAGAAUGCUGUAUCAAAGCAUAUUAAUGGAAAGUUGACCGGAAUCGAAAAGCGCAGAAGGAAAAAGGUGCACAAUCAACAGGGAUGACUGCAGCCUUAAGAGGACUGGCGUGCAAGGUUGAUUCAAGAACUUGGGGAAGCUUUACAAGGAGUGGGCUGAGGAUUGUGUCAGUGCAUGAAGAGCUAGACACACAGAGCUCUUGAAAGGAGCUACAACUGAUGCAUUCCUAAUAUCAAGCCACACCUGAACCAGAGAUGUCUUACCCAGGCUGAGGAGAAAAAGAACUGGACUGUUGCUCAGUCCAAAGUCUUUGAGUUGCUGAAGUUGGUGUCCGUAUCUUAUCAGGAGCCAUAUUUCUUUUCCUUUUUUCCCCCCUAUUUUUUUUUAACUUCCUGCUUUAGCAAUAACAAGCAAUGACUAUUUGGUUUUUUUAGAUUUUGAGAAUGCAUCUGUGUUGGACAGAAGGGGGAAAAAAGCAAGGGUUUGACGAGAUGACUCUCAUGUAUCUGCGGCAAUUCAGACUGUUACCACGAGCAAUCAGUCUGAGUCACAGGGAUGCCAUUUUUUCUGUUCACACCACAAUGCAGGUGGUAAUGAAACAGCACCAGCUGACAGAGAAGGGCCUGGCUGUAAAACACUGAUAU